CGAAGUCUGAUGAAUUAUUUUCUAAGCACUCGUUGUAUUUCUAGUGCUUGCGCGGAUCUGUCAGUAACCGGAUACGGCGUGGGGGUCGGUACAGCCGGACGACCGUAAACAUUUGCAAGUUUUGAACUCAUUUUCUCUUUAUAUGCCCAGUAAUAAUUCUAUUAGUUUUUAUAAGUCUGCUAGAGUGGACGUUUGUGUUAUUAUACCCACGGAAAUGGAGGGAAUGUUUUAAUAGCCCACAGCACGGUUCACUCUUGGUAGCUCCAGCUUUUUCCCGUUUACCGGGUGGGCUUAGCUCGCGCAGUUUUGUUGCUGGACAUGGCAGGCAGGAUAAAAGCGGGGUUUGUGCAGCUACUGUACUAUUUGCAGGAUCCUCAGCACGUCGCGCGCUUCCAACAGCUGUGCGGGGUGCGCGGCUCCGACACGCGUGACAGUCUCCGUAACGGGGUGCAAGGCACUCGCCGUGGGGAUGUUCAUAACGGAGGCGGGGAUGCCACCCGCCGUAGAACAGCAGGAGCAGAGACCGAUACGGAGAAACGCAACAACGGCUUGGCGAACGGGAAUGCGGGAGAAAACGUCAAUGGGGAUAGGAACGGGCACGACGCUCAAGGAUCCGCAGUGAAGCCGUCGCGCAGGAACUCUCUCACCGGAGACGCCGGCCAGGAGUUCCUCAUCGAAAAUAAGUUUCUAUUCUACCUGUUCACGCUCGGUACCGAACUCGGGAACGAGCUCUUCUACAUCUCGUUUUUCCCGUUCUUCAUGUGGAACGUGGACGCGUAUGUGAGCCGCCGGCUGGUCGUGGUCUGGGUGUGGGUCAUGUAUCUCGGCCAGUGCACGAAAGAUGUGUUUCGGUGGCCGAGACCUGCCUCGCCCCCGGUGGUGAAGGUGGAGAUGUUCUACAACUCGGAGUACAGCAUGCCGUCCACUCAUGCCAUGUCCGGGACAGCCAUACCCCUCAGCCUGUUCCUGCUGACCUACGGCCGGUGGGAGUAUCCCAUGCUGCUGGGUCUCUCUCUGGCCAUCAGCUGGUGUGUCCUGGUGUGUUUGAGCCGCAUAUACAUGGGCAUGCACUCCAUACUGGACAUCAUUGCUGGUUUCCUGUACAGUUUGCUGAUAUUGGUGGUCUUCAGUCCUGCUCUUGACAUCAUCGACACUUUCAACCGCACACAUCCCUACGCCCCCCUCAUGAUCAUCUCUCUCCAUGUGGGACUGGGCCUUUUCUCCUUCACCUUGGACACCUGGAGCACUUCACGUGGCGACACCGCCCAAAUCCUGGGCUCUGGGGCGGGUAUCGCCUUGGCAUCCCAUGUCAACUACCAUUUGGGCCUAUUGCCGGACCCACCAGCAUCUGCGUUUCCUCUACAGCCACCAUCUUUCACCCUCAGCCUGAUCGCACUCUGUCUGCUCCGCUUUUUCUUAGGUGUCCUCAUUCUCUUGGCUACCAGAGCCGUAAUGAAAGCUCUCACUAUCCCGCUCGUCUGUUGGGUCUUCGGGAUUCCCAGCAAUGAUGUCCGAAAGGCCAGGCAGCACAUGGAAGUAGAGCUGCCGUAUCGGUAUAUUGUCUACGGAACAGUAGGGUUAAAUGCGCUUUUCCUUGUGCCUUUCCUAUUUGCACACGUGGGUCUGUUGUGAUGGAACCAACCACUAAGCUUUCAGCCAAUAAGAGCCCAGUUGGACUGCAGAGGCCCCUUCCUUCAAAUCGCCGAUUUGAUGGAACUAAUGGCAGUCAUGUAACACUGCGCUGCACCUUCCAAUCGUUCCUCCAAUGUUUUCCAUCGUUUAUACUGUAGUUUUCAAGAAGUUUCUAUUCUAAACACCCGUUUGGUGUUGAUUGAGAAAUGAUUGUGCUUUUCUACAUAGUUUGCAUCGCAUGUAUAGUAGCAUAUAUGUCAGAUUUUAUUCUUUUCUAAAAUCUUAUUGCAAACUUUUGUAGCCAGUAGGCCUUGUUAUAUUUUUUUCUCAAGCAAUACAGCAGUUUUGCUGAUUAUCUGAAAUUGUAGAGGAUUUUUGACUAAUGUUUGGACUCAAACUCUUGCAUCAAGAGUUGACUGAAAGCGCUUUUGCAAAAGGUGUGACUCGUGCAAAGUUGUGGAUCGGCUGGAACUGACAACAGCAUUUGUGUUUCGUUUGUUUGUGAGAGAAAUCUGAAAUCUUAAGUUUUAAUUGAAAAGGCCAGCCGAGCAUGAUGGUUAAUGGUUAGGGCCGGUGUUGAUCUUUAUUUUACUUUUGUUGAAAUUUAUUAAGAUGUUUUUUGCAUUCAAAACAUGUUGGAUUUUUCUCCAAAGACUUUUGUAAUGAUAGAUGCCUUAUUGACAUAUUUGGAAAGUCUCAUAAUUGUAUUGACUCUCAUAUCAUUCCAUAAGUGAUUGAAUUUCUUUACUGCAACACAAAAAAGAAUAUAUUUGAGAAUUUGUUUUUGUUUGUUAUGAUAAAGUCCAGAAGCUUUAAUGUUAGUUGGUGCCCAACAUUAUUGAGAAGAAAAAAAAAAGUUACACCUGAUACCGGUUUUGGAAUGAUAUUAGGGUGUAUAAUACGGUGGCCGAGAGAGCUUAAUGUGCUGCAAUUUAAGAAAACGCAUGCAAUUACAAAAACCACGAGCAAAUUAAGAAAAGAUCUUCAUCCAUUUGACAGCACACCUGCUGCAAAUUCUCACAACACAUAGACAAUAAAAAACGGGCUGCAUUUUCACAAACAAUUUAUAAAAAUGCGCUGCAUUUUCUCACAACACUUGCAAAAAGAAUGAAAAAUAGUGGAAAUGUUUCAAGAGGACCCAAAAACGUGACGACUGUCGCUUGAUUUUAUGCUCUUUGCUAUUGUUCAGUGGAGUUGUAGGUGAACUUUGAAUGGUGCAUUUUUUUGUUUGUUUAUUUAAACAUGCUGAUUUCCUUGUCUUUUGUAUUUUAUAAGCCUAAAUAAGUAAAUAGCUGGGUCUGUCAAGUUUUUGGGUGCCCUUGAAACAUUUCUGUUGUGUUACGUGCAAUUUGAAAGUGUUAUGAGAAAAUACAGCGCGUAUUUUUUAAAUAUUUGCGUUGCCAGAAAAUGCAGCGCAAUUUAUUUAGCAAUUAAUUUGUUUGCGUUGU
Messenger RNA from Danio aesculapii, 3080 nucleotides. It is a transcript of the gene sgpp1b, whose product is annotated as sphingosine-1-phosphate phosphatase 1b. Gene Ontology annotation, biological process: phospholipid dephosphorylation; sphingosine metabolic process. The transcript has 3 exons. Gene Ontology annotation, molecular function: sphingosine-1-phosphate phosphatase activity. The record is from RefSeq and is a predicted model, not a curated record. The coding region runs from base 319 to 1632 and encodes 437 amino acids. Gene Ontology annotation, cellular component: endoplasmic reticulum membrane. Lineage: Eukaryota; Metazoa; Chordata; Actinopteri; Cypriniformes; Danionidae.